Fusarium odoratissimum NRRL 54006 is the source of this 2493-nucleotide messenger RNA. RefSeq lists its product as uncharacterized. Gene Ontology annotation, molecular function: protein binding. NCBI's taxonomy places the organism in Eukaryota, Fungi, Ascomycota, Sordariomycetes, Hypocreales, Nectriaceae. Bases 822 to 1706 code for a protein of 294 amino acids. The record is from RefSeq and is a predicted model, not a curated record. The transcript has 3 exons.
CGUGUGCAUCAUACUGCAUAAAAAGGCCGCGUCUCCCCCGUUAUAUGACUGAUGACUUGAGCUUAAUCUUUCGUCACAUUCACCAACAACUGUGAAUUGAUCCCUGUCUGGCCAUGCAAUGAUCAGCAAUUCAUUGACUGGAUCAGAACAAGCAAUUGAGUUGGAUCUUGGAAUUGCUGCUCGCGUUAAUUCACAUUUCACCUCUCCUCUUUUACUCAGCUAAGAUUUAACUUGAUCACCUGAACCAAAUAAAGAUUAACGAACAAGACAAGGACCCUUUCUUAUUCUUCUUGGUCUUGUUCCUUUUUUUAGGCUUUAAGUUUGUCCCACUUUUACGCCUCCCCCUGGUCUGCUCUAGCCUGGUCGGGUCUGUCCAGGCCGUGACUUUUGGUGGGAAAGCCCCCAAAAGGAAGAGUCGAUAAGUUCGGCGACCCCAGAAGCAAGCCCAGCCAACAAACUCGGCUCCCGUCUAUAACCAUUCGCAUACACAUACACAUACUUCCAUACAUAAUACUUAGUACAUCCUUCGUCUUCUCUCUGCGCCUCCUUCGUGCGUCCAUCUCCCCAGCUUCUUUCUCCUUCUCCUCUUUCGUUCAGUCAGUCAGUCAGUCAAUCAUUCAACUGCGACAUCUUCUACACCCGCCAAAUACACCACGCUAUACUACACUACACUGCUAUCCCAUCUGAUCUGAUCUGAUCUGGUAGAUCUGCGACCUUACUUUGGCCAGCUAUGGCUAGUCACUAAAGUUGGGAUCCUCAUUCCUUAACAAGACCUUCAAUCCACAGGUCAACGGCGAUCGUCGCCGCCCCUUGCAGCAAACAUGGGCUGCUGCCUCUCUCGUUCUUCGGGUCCCAACUCUCCCUACCCAGGUGGCGCACCCAACGCUUCGUCGCGCGCUAUCAAUCCUCCCCCGCUGGCACUCCCAGAAGCCGCUCAACCGCAAAUUCCCGCCGAAAGACGUCGCCAGCACCGUCGCAGUAAUCGUCCUCUGGAUCAGCAUAUCGAUAAGCCUUUGCGACGACACGAGUGGACUUCACGCGAUCGCACAUGGACUAAGAGCGAAUUGGCAAAGGAACGAGUUGCCUUCUUUGAUACAAGAGUCACCGGCAGACCUGAGAUAUGGCAGACAAUUCAUGCGGCCCUGGCUGUCUUGUGGGAUCCAGCGGGCCAGGAUGCGCAAGAUGACGGAUCCAAUGGCCUUGCGACGGCUCAGAUGAUUUUAUCCGCUGCUGAGAUCUCUCUCCCGACUGGCAACCUCUCCAAUGGCGUGUACGACUCUCUAGGAAACUACUAUCAAAUGCCGGAAUGGGUUGUUUGCGAUCCGCUCAAUGUGCAGGAGGAUCGAGAAGAGGGCGCAAAGAGUAAUCUCUCAAAUGCUGGCGACGACACAGCAGCAGAUGAAGAACUGAGCGACGAAGAGAUGGAGGGCAAGAAACAAGAAAAGGGUAAAGAGGUGGACGAUGCCCAAGAGACAGUCAAACUACGAGCCAGGCUCAGUGAGAACGGCCAAGAUAUCAACGUCGCCAUAUAUGAGUCGGAUACUGUUCGUAGUGUAGCCAAAAAGAUUGCUCUCGAGGCUGGCCUUGCGUCGACCAAGAAGAUCAGGAUAGCAUACAUGGGUAAGAUUCUUAAGGACAACCUAUCUCUCACGGCACAAAACUGGCAGACUGGUCAUGUCGUCAAUGCCCUUGUCUUUGACAUUUGAUUGUGCCCUACCGCUAUCCUCCCAGCGCCAGACAUGAGGCAACCUGGUCCCUGAACAUUUGUCUCAGCCAAACACUUCACCCUCAUCAUCAACUUAUCCCAAUGGCAGCUUUGCCUUUUAUUGAUCCGCUGCGUUCGGCCACUUUUGGACAAUACCCUAUAUCGUUUUUCCUGCUUUUACCACAUCUGUCUGUGUCUUUUGGAGUUGGUGGGUGCUGGUCUAGCGAUUAUUUCCCCAUCACUUAUAUUCCUCGCAUAUCCCCUUGUGUCGAGAUUGAUUUUGGAUACUAUUAACCAGCUGUUGCUCUUACAAUACAUAUGUAUAUGAGCCCAACAAGGCAUCCAACAAAAGUUUGGCAAGGCCCUCGCUAAUAUCACUUUUCCCUGUUCUGAACGAGAAAGCCGAGCUAUUCAACCACAAUUCGUGAUAGCCACUGGCUCUGACUGUGACCCUAUGUGAAACCAUGUGCCUUUGUAAUCAACGUCUACCUAAACCUGCUUACAAUGAACUCUACCAGGGACCCAUCGCACAGCCUUUUGGUGGGAAAACACCCAUUAACAUGCUCCGACCCUGACUCCGCUCCAACCAUCGUCAUGAAUCUUGCAAUGCUGAGACAACCCUUCUCAUGUAAUUAGAUCCAGGUGUUUGUACGUAUAUCAGCUGACCUAAGCCGUGGACCCGAUCUUGUUAAGUCCCUUCAAAGAGCCUAAGCUCAGUGCCAAGCCUUGUGAUCGACUUCUUAUUCUGACGAAACCAGUGAUGGGUCCAUCUUCGCCCUCCUUCUCAA